UGGCAGUCGAGCCUGAAGUGCUCCAGGCACUUUUCAUCAGUAAUAUAUAGAUAUCGACCUCAAUCCAGAUGCAGCCAGAAUAUGAAGGCCCAAGCAUUGAGCAGUUUUACAUCUCUCCCAGCCCAACAAAGCAUCCUAGCUGGCCAGACACUCUACAGCAAGGACGACUUCAAAGUCAAUGGGACCGCACUUCCAGAAGUGAACUUUGACGUGGGUACCAGCUAUGCAGGUCUGCUACCGAUCUCCGCCGAUGCAAACAGCAGUGAGCUCUUCUUCUGGUACUUCCCUCGGCAAGAUGCCCAGCCUAGCGAAGAGAUCUUGAUCUGGCUCAACGGUGGCCCAGGAUGUUCCAGUUUAGAGGGAUUUCUGCAAGAAAAUGGACCGAUUUCGUGGAUAGCUGGCACAGCUGAACCAGUGAGAAACUCAUGGUCCUGGACAAACCUGACAGAUGUCGUUUGGAUCGAGCAACCCCAAGGCGUCGGCUUUUCGCCAGUCAAAGCCACGCCGCCACCUCCAAAGAAUGAAGAAGAAGUGGCAGAGCAGUUUCUCGGAUUCUGGAAGCAUUUCGUAGACACGUUUGAGCUACGAGGAAAGAAGAUAUACAUUGCCGGCGAGUCCUACGCUGGUUACUAUGUCUCAUAUAUUGCUGAUGCCAUGUACAAUCGGAGCGACUCGGAGAAUUUCAAUGUCGAUGGCAUAUUACUUUACGAUGCAGCGCUUUCCACAAAAACCUUUGGCCGAGAGACUCCAUUGCUUCCAUUCGUGGAGUAUUGGCAAGGUCUUUUCAACUUGAAUCGAACAUUCAUGAAUGAUACACGCCAGAGAUGGAAGAAGUGCAAAUAUGACGAAUUGUUGCAAGCAGCGUUCACAUUUCCGCCCAAAGGACCGAUCCCACCUCUCUUCGAAGACCACGAGCACCCGCCAAAGGAAUGCGAAUUAUGGGACGACGUUCUCGAUGCAGCAACCCUGGUCAAUCCUUGCUUCAGCAUGUACCACAUCUCAAACUUCUGCCCAUUCCCUCAGGACGUCAUGGGCCUUCUUUCUGCGCCAAAGUCCGGGCUCUACUUCAAUCGCACGGACGUGCAGAAAGUGAUUCAUGCUCCGAUAGGAGGAUGGGAGCUUUGCAACCACAACUUACUCCAAAACGACACAUCACCCCCUAUCGUGGAGGGAGUCCUACGCAGAGUCAUAGAGAAAAGCUCACGCACAAUUUUCGCGAAUGGAAUGCUAGAUUUUGUGCCUAUUGUCAACGGAUCUAUCGCGGCAAUCCAGAACAUGACCUGGCUUGGAGCCCAAGGCUUUAGUGUUGGACCUGAUCAGUGGGAGGAAGUUUUCGUGCCAUAUUCUGAAGAUAGCACGGCCGGAGGUGGAAUCCUCGGAUCAUGGCACACUGAAAGGAAGUUUACUUUUGUCAUUGUAGCUCAGGCUGGACACAUGUCGCCUCAAUAUCAGCCUUCUGCGAGUUAUCGACAUGUGGAGUAUUUACUUGGACGGAUUGAUUCUUUGGGAGUAUAGAUCGAUGUUCAUACCAGAAUAGCAUGGUACGUAAAACGACUUCCAGGUCGUUAAGCUCUGUGAAAGGUCCUUGUCGUGGGAAAUGCAAUCGAAGUCCAGUCGAGGUCGUGAACCGUUAACGUGCAUUGAAGUUCUUCGUCAUCGUCUCGAAUUCCCUGCUUCUUUCUUGUAAGGGCGAUAUGCAGUACUCGUAUUCGCGUCCUAGCAUCUUUCAUGACCGGCCGAUGCUCCGGACUAUCCUGCCCGCCAGCCGUAAUAUCAAGGAAGGUUUGUUGCGAAAGGAGAGACUGUGCCUAAGAUAACGAUUACAACUGCCAACAGCUUCUCCGCCUCGUUUGUGUAACCACGCUGACUGCAGUCCCUCUGCCUCGCUCUCCUGGCCUUUCAGACACGCCAAAAGCAAGAAUGCGAUUACACUGCAGUGCGAAGAAGAGGAAUCAGGCAUUUUUUUGCAUAUGUCCUGUCGCACGGUGGCCGCAUGGUCCCUUGAUUUUCCACUGCUAAGCGGCGCCGAUGCACGCCAUUCUUCAUCGCGGGCUCAGAAGUGUUCCUCUCGCGCCUCUCAAAGCAGCAAAUGAC
Pseudocercospora fijiensis CIRAD86 is the source of this 2094-nucleotide messenger RNA. RefSeq lists its product as uncharacterized. Gene Ontology annotation, molecular function: serine-type carboxypeptidase activity. The record is from RefSeq and is a predicted model, not a curated record. The transcript has 3 exons. Bases 82 to 1515 code for a protein of 477 amino acids. NCBI's taxonomy places the organism in Eukaryota, Fungi, Ascomycota, Dothideomycetes, Mycosphaerellales, Mycosphaerellaceae. Gene Ontology annotation, biological process: proteolysis.